Messenger RNA from Trametes versicolor FP-101664 SS1, 1455 nucleotides. RefSeq lists its product as uncharacterized. Lineage: Eukaryota; Fungi; Basidiomycota; Agaricomycetes; Polyporales; Polyporaceae. The transcript has a single exon. The coding region runs from base 1 to 1455 and encodes 484 amino acids. The record is from RefSeq and is a predicted model, not a curated record.
AUGGACUCCCCCGCGGUUAGUUUUCCCGCACCCCGUCACACGUGCAUCCGUCUCAGGCGGUUGGACAACUGCGAGACCUUCGAGUACCGGGGUGUUUCUGCCGUGAACUUGGCGUUUCUUGACAUACAGCAGCGUUCCGACGAUAUUCAGGGACUCGUCGCACGGCCGCUGCCGCUGCCUGCUUUAGCCAUCAUAGACGCCAUGCUACCGGAAUACCUGCCUGCGCUCGAGGAGCUCGAGCUUCGCGUCGACAUCCCCGAAGACGAUCCCGAUACGGCGCAGACGAUCCACACUCUCAACUUGAACCUUCCUCCCUCUCGGCUCCCCAACCUUUCGAAUCUUGUUCUACUGAACUCUGCCGCACAUCUCAGCGCCCCCAUCGCUUCCCACUUGUAUCGCCUCCGGAUGAUCAACCCACCUGGCUGCACAAACACGCUCCCCUUGUUGCCCUUCGUUCACUGCCUACAUUAUAUCGACCAGUUGGCAGACCUUGUAGUGCGCAAUUGUUUCUCCCCUGCGUCCGCGGAGGACCCCGUGGGUUGUCCACCCGUCAUGGGUCGCUUACAGUGGGUCACGAUCGAGGAUUACCCUGUCAACGUCUCGCAUAUGCUUGGGGCGUUUAUCCUCCAGUCGAACACGGACACCAACCUCAUAGCCAACCUCCGAGGCGCACCAAUCGAGCAAGUCCAGGCCGCCUUCACGACCAUGCUUCCGCGGGACCGGAACUGCCUGCCGGUCCUCCAGAAGAUUACUGACUUGUCCGUGCGUUGUUCGUCGGAUUAUGCUCAGAUCCUCGGCAAAGUGGCGUGGAACCCUGGUUAUCUGUUUCUCGAGGUCAUCACGGACGUCUCCGACCCACCUACAGAGGCCGACAAGAGGGAUAUGGGCGACCUCUACGAGUCGAUGGUCCGCGGUCUCGGAGACCUUUUCCCAGGCGCCCCAGUCGAGGAACUCGACUUCUGCGGAGACAACGACUACAUCCCGCGAGCGACAUGGGCUGCCGCCUUGGACCGUUUCCCCCAGGUACGCAAGUUGGAGAUCGACAUGUACGACAUCGCGGCCCGCGGCCCUCUAAAGGAAUUAUUCGCGGCCCUCAUAAGACCUUGCUGGCGACCCCAGGACCAACUGCCGUGCCAGCGGCUGGACGACCUCACGUUGUACGGCACCGCGGGCAUCGCGCCGGCAACGGAGCUAUGGGAGGCGCUGAAGCGGUGCUUCGGGGAGCGCAAGGAACGCCUCGGGAAGACAUAUGUGGCCCUUCGCAGGCUCUGGGUCAACCUGUACGGUGGCGAGCUCAUAUCGAACGAAGAGGCGGCGUUUUGCAAAUCGGAUAUGUUCUACGGGCUAGCAAACGAGCGCACCAUCGUUCAGGUCUACACAGAGACGCACGACAUCGAUGAUCUUAUCAUUAUAUGGGACCCUUUUAUUACGCAUGAAUUUUGUAGCAUCCAGUAG